GGCGUGAAGGAGUUAUCACAGUGGGAGAAAGAGUUUCUGAGGAAGCUGGUGGAUUUUUUUUGGGGAUGCCUAAGAACUUCCACUGACAGACCACUUUCUACCGUCAACUCCUGCAGCAUUUCCUUUCCCUUCACAGGCCUUGUGUGACCUGUCUGGUUGUACAGGUUCAUCCAUUGCAAGCAAACUAUACUCUGGGAGUGUGUGGUAACUCUGGACCAUGCUCUCCCUCUGGUUGUUCUUGCUCCCUUGCUUGAGCUUUGUGACUCUGGCACCGGCCGAGAAGGGCCUGGAGUUCCCACAGUACGAUGGGAAGGACCGUGUUCUUGAUAUUAAUGACAAGAACUACAAGAAAGCCUUGAAGAAGUACAAUAUGCUUUGCUUAUAUUACCAUGAGCCCAUACCAGACAACAAGCAGCUGCAGAAACGACACCAGAUGAUUGAGUUGGUGCUGGAGCUCGUAGCUCAGGUAAUGGAGGAGAAGGACAUUGGUUUUGGGAUGGUUGACUCGCAAAAAGAUGCAAAGGUGGCAAAGAAACUCGGCUUGGAGGAGGAGGGAAGUGUGUAUGUUUUUAAGGAGGACAGAAUGAUCGAGUUUGAUGGCUUUCUUUCUGCUAACAUUCUGGCAGAGUUCUUGCUGGACCUAUUGGAUGAGCCAGUGGAAAUUAUAGAAAAUGCUUUGGAGUUGAGAGCCUUUGAUAGAAUGGAGGAGGACAUCCGGCUCAUUGGCUUCUUCAAGAAUGAAGACUCUGAGCAUUAUGAAGCAUUUAAAGAAGCUGCAGAGCAGUUUCAGCCCUACAUAAAAUUUUUUGCCACAUUUGAGAAAUCUGUGGCCAAGGAGCUGACUCUGAAAAUGAAUGAGGUAGACUUUUAUGAGCCCUUCAUGGAGGAGCCCGUCACCAUUCCAGGCAAGCCUCACUCUGAGGAGGAACUGGUCGACUUCAUAACCGAACACAGACGACCAACCCUUCGAAAGCUGCGUCCAGAAGAUAUGUUUGAAACCUGGGAGGAUGAUAUCGAGGGCAUCCACAUUGUGGCUUUUGCAGAGGAGGAGGACCCUGAUGGUUAUGAAUUCCUGGAGAUCUUAAAGGAAGUGGCCAGAGACAACACUCACCUGCCUGACCUCAGCAUCAUCUGGAUUGAUCCUGAUGACUUCCCACUGCUGAUUCCCUACUGGGAAAAGACCUUCAAGGUGGACCUGUUCAGACCACAGAUUGGGGUUGUCAAUGUUACAGAUGCGGAUAGCGUGUGGAUGGAAAUGGAAGAUGAGGAGGACUUGCCCACAGCUCAGGAGCUGGAGGACUGGGUUGAAGAUGUGCUCUCAGGCAAAGUUAAUACUGAAGAUGAUGAUGAUGAUGAUGAUGACGAUGAUGAUGAUGAUGACGACGAUGAUGAUGAUGAUAAGGAUGAUGACAAUGAUAAUGACAAUGAUGAUAAUGAUGAUGAGGACAAUGAUGAUGAUGAUGAUAACGACAAUGAUGAUGAUGAGGAUGUGGAAGAUGGCAAUGAUGAUGAUGAUGAUGAUGAUGAUGAUGAUGAUGAGUAAUCAAUAAUCUGCAAGUAGUAAAUGCUUCCUUCUCCUCAGUGAGUCACAUUUUAUAUUAGAAACAUUUUUUAUCUGUAAAUGAGCCUGGAAUCUUGAAUCCUGGAAGUUUUUGGGAUUUGAAUUUAAAAAAUGGGAAAUGUGCUUAAAAAUCUGGAUAAGAUGUAGCAACUGGUGAAUAAAUAAAUGUGAUUGUUAAAAAAAGAAGAACUUUUAAAACGAACAGCUUUGACAACAAAAUAACUGAAUCUUCUGGUGUAAAAUGCUAUGAGAGCAUCUGCCAGUCUCAUCUACUAAAUGAGUGUAGCAGGAAGUAGAUUCAACCUCAGAUCAGCUCCAGUGUGGAGUGUAUUUUUAAUGUCUGUAAUUAUAAUUGGUCUUAUUUGGAAUGUGUAAGUGGCUCCUAAACAUUUUCAUUUCAGAGAAACUUUUUUUUAUCUCCGUUGUCUCUGCUACAGCUGCAAGAUGCAAAGAGGGAGAAAAGGAGUUCAUCAGGAAAUAGCCUAGUUGCCAUGGCAACUUUUCAGCCCCUAGUGAUCAAAUGUUGCAGAGAAGGAUGACUUGGCAACUUCAUAAAUGAAUGUUUAUUUAAAAAGAUAUAAAUCUGAAUAGAUAACUUUUGUUAAGUUAUUGGCUGUCAACAAACAAACAUGCAACCUCUUGGUUGAUUUCUGUUUGUCAUGGCCUUUGUUUUGAGCAGCUGGAUAGACACACAGCAGAUCAGAGCUGGGAAGUGUGAUGUGGUAAGGAAGCUGCUCAACUGUGCUGUUUUUUUAUAGUAUCAAACCCACCAUAUUAACACCAUAAUUAGCCUGGCACAUGUGGUUCUUGUGGACAUCUGUUUGCUUGAUUGAAGCUUUAGACACAUUCUGUCUGAGUAAAGAUCACAUAAGCUCUCAAAUUUGAAAUCAAAGCCACCCAAUUUUGAUUAAGAAUUGGAAAAAGCUGUUGCCUCUGAAAAUGACUGAAUGCGAGUCGUUUUGUUGAAAUGCAUCUCUUAUUUCAGCCCAUUGGUGCUGCUGUUCUAGAGACAUGAAACUUGGCAAAAAGAACAUGUUGAGUGUAAUUAAUAAGUCGGCCAAAUGUGAAGAUAUCCAGGCAUAUGGUUCCAGAAACUGCCACAGACCAGCAAAAGAAGAGAGAAGAUUAAGAAAAGCAAAGUAGUUUUCAAUGUAGUUUCCAACCAUUUUAGCCUCUAGAUAGUGCAUAUGGGAUUUCUUAUUAUAUUUAUGUAUUUUUGUAAAUUUGCCAGUACAAAGAGUGCUUCAAUUGCUUUUUUAAAAAAAAAAUGCAAUUCCUUUUACUCUCAUUUAAUCUUAGAGCUUCAGCUCGUUGCCAUUAUUGAGAGUAAAAAUGAGUUUGACUGGUAAAUGUGUUUUCCCCUUUCAGUUGCUUUUAU
Melanotaenia boesemani (Boeseman's rainbowfish) is the source of this 2939-nucleotide messenger RNA. RefSeq names its product calsequestrin-2-like. The transcript is spliced from 11 exons. Gene Ontology annotation, molecular function: calcium ion binding. Gene Ontology annotation, biological process: regulation of cardiac muscle contraction by regulation of the release of sequestered calcium ion. Gene Ontology annotation, cellular component: sarcoplasmic reticulum lumen. The record is from RefSeq and is a predicted model, not a curated record. Lineage: Eukaryota; Metazoa; Chordata; Actinopteri; Atheriniformes; Melanotaeniidae. Bases 218 to 1543 code for a protein of 441 amino acids.